AUGUUUACUUCAUCAAAUGAUCAAUUAAUUGUCGUUCCAGACUCAUCGAGUGGCAUCAAUGAAAAAGCAGUAUUAGUUCAUAUGAAUGAAAAUCUCUCCACUUCAAUUCAACUAACCAGUGCGCAAAGUGGACGUGUCAGACGACAACAUUUUGCGAUAUUAGUACUUAUAUUUCUUCUUUCAAUAUUGAGUUUAUGUACCAUAUAUAUCCUAUUCCCCAAAAUUGAUCCUGAUGAAAAAGAUGCAUUUAAGAUUCCGAAAACCAUUGACGAUGCAAAAAUUCUCGGCAAUCUUCUUUACAAAUACAGUAAACACCAUCGUUACAUAAUUAUGAUCGCAUUUUUUCUUACAUAUAUUUUUUUACAAACUUUCGCCAUUCCAGGUUCGAUAUUUCUCAGUAUCUUGGCUGGCUUUCUUUACCCGUUUCCAUUAGCCUUAUUUCUCGUCUGUCUCUGCUCAUCGUUAGGUGCAAGUUUUUGCUAUUUACUUUCGCGAUUAUUCGGUCGAAAUCUCGUUUUGAAAUAUUUUCACACUCAAAUUACAAUUUGGCAAAGAAAAGUUCAAGCGCAUGCGGAUAGUCUAUUCUGGUUUAUGAUUUUCUUACGUCUGACACCAAUUCUACCGAAUUGGUUUAUCAAUAUUUGUGCACCAAUUCUGGAUGUGCCACUAGCGCCAUUCUUUGCGGGAACGUUUGUUGGUGUUGCUUUGCCCUCAGUUUUGUUCAUUCAAGCUGGUAAAACUUUGCACCAGUUAACUUCACCGUCGGACGUGUUCUCAUGGCGGACUAUGGGAGUGAAACAUCUCUGGUCGAUCUUAGAACCUGCUUGUCAACAAGUUUCCUAUGAAGAUCUAGCAGGAAAAACAGUAGCUGUUGAUUUAAGCAUUUGGAUCAUUGAAUGUCGGUCUGUCUCGAACAAUAAUCACAAAUCGCUUUACUUAGAGACAUUACUUUCCCGUAUAUUGAAAAUGAUUCACUUCAAUAUCAAACCGAUUUUUGUUCUUGAUUCGAUUAGUAUAAUUGAAUUGAAGUUGGAAACUGUUUCGAAACGAUUAGCUUCGGAAAAUCAAUCAACUACUGCUGAACGUUCACAUUUUAAUGUAUUAAUCGAUGAAUGUUCACAAUUACUCACUUAUCUGGGUUUGCCCAUCAUUCGUGCCGAUGGCGAAGCGGAAAAACUGUGCGCACAAUUGAAUCAGAUGAAUAUCGUCGAUGUUGUUAUUACAAGUGAUAGUGAUUGUUUUGUGUAUGGUGCUAAGACGAUUAUUCGAAAGUUCAGUGCGCAGACCAGACCGGUGUUCUUUGAUAUUUAUGAUCGACGGGAGAUUGAAUCCACAUGUCAUCUUAAUCAACGUUCACUCUUAACUCUUGCCUUGCUUCUCGGUUCAGAUUAUGAUAGUCAAGGUGUUCGAGGUAUUGGCCCAAAAUCUGCACUCAAAUUUCUUAGAUCAAUACCAGAACAGCAUGACCCGGUUGAAUAUCUACGUACAGUUCUAUUACGAAACAACCCACAAAACAAAUACGAACGAAAAGUUUUGAAUUUUUUAAAAGAGAACAAAAAUAGUAUCAAACAUUUCGAUAAAAUUAUUAAAGAAUAUACGUCAUUGCAGUUGGAUAAUGUGCAAUUGAUUGCCUCGAUAGCAUCGAUUAAGUGGCUGAAACCCGUACGAGUCAAAGAAUUACAAAAAUAUAUGGAAGAAAAACUUCAAUGGAUGGAAUCUCUUACAUUUAGUAAAAUUUUACCGCUAUUAACUCGUUUUCAAAUACUCUAUCGAUUGAAUAUGCUCGAAUUGGAUGUAAAUGAUGUUCUUUCUCUCUCGGAUUCUGCGAUUUUUCAACCGGUUUGUAUUAAAAAAGUUCGUCUUCGGAGGAAUAAACAAUACUACGAAAUCGAAUGGAAACAGCAGAAGAUUCCAUCAACUCAAACCCUCGAAGAUCAACUAGACAACUUAAGUCUCAUUAUAAUUGACGAUGAGGACGACGACGAUGAUGAAGAAAAAUUAAUCACCAUUGAACCAGCUGAUCUCUUUCGCCAUGCAUAUCCCGAAGUGGUCAAUGCAUUUGAAACUCCGCUGUUAAAACCUAAAAAGCCGAAACCAGUAACUACAGAGAAGAAAGUAGUUGUCAGAAAGAAGCCGAAAACAAAACAGCCAACACCGGCCGCUGUGGCUAUGUCAACAUCAAUGUCGUUGGAUUUGUUGAGUAUGGUUCAGGAUGAAACGUGUGAAAUUUUUGUUCCAAAACCUCAAAAGUUCCACCAUCGACCAACAAUGGCAGCAUUAUCAACGUCGAUUAAUAUUGAUGUUUUAGACGUUUUACAAAAAACGAAUAUCAAUAUAAAUGCAUUGAAAAAGUCUACAUCACGUCCGAUCAAACAUAAAACUCAAUCUGAUAUGGUUCUUCAUUCUCGAAAACCGGCGACUUUACUGAAUACAUCAUUGUCACUCGAUGUAUUGAAUAUAGUUUUACGUGAAAAUCAGAUGGAUGAUGACGAUUGUCAAAUCACAGACGUCAUCGUCAAUGAAUGCAAGGAGUCUUCGGAUGAAGACGUUUUACCUUUACCAUUAUGGGAUCGUAUUCGACAGCAUGCAGCUGUUUAA
Messenger RNA from Adineta ricciae, 2598 nucleotides. The record is from the annotation of a GenBank genome assembly. NCBI's taxonomy places the organism in Eukaryota, Metazoa, Rotifera, Eurotatoria, Adinetida, Adinetidae.